AUGACCUUAAAUCUUUGUGUACUGACUCCGAAUCGAAGUAUUUGGAAUUCAGAAGUAAAAGAAAUCAUUUUAUCUACUAAUAGUGGCCAAAUUGGCGUAUUACCAAACCAUGCCCCUACUGCCACAGCGGUAGAUAUAGGAAUUUUAAGAAUACGCCUUAACGACCAAUGGUUAACAUUGGCUCUGAUGGGCGGUUUUGCUAGAAUAGGCAAUAAUGAGAUUACUAUUUUAGUAAAUGAUGCUGAGAGGGGUAGUGACAUUGAUCCCCAAGAAGCCCAACAAACUCUUGAAAUAGCAGAAGCUAACUUGAGGAAAGCGGAAGGAAAGAGACAAAAAAUUGAAGCAAAUUUAGCUCUCAGACGAGCUAGGACACGAGUCGAGGCUAGCAAUACGAUUUCUUCGUAA
Spinacia oleracea (spinach) is the source of this 405-nucleotide messenger RNA. NCBI's taxonomy places the organism in Eukaryota, Viridiplantae, Streptophyta, Magnoliopsida, Caryophyllales, Amaranthaceae. The record is from the annotation of a RefSeq genome assembly.